AUGGCUCCGAUCACACCUACCAGUGAACAGGUUCCUGUCCUAUACGUCAUUGUUGUGUACACAGUUGUCAUAUUUGCUUUGUGGGUGAUACCUGGAGUACGGCUACUCAUCAAUCCCCUCAAGCUCUUUACGAUUGGCUUACACGAAUUCUGUCACAUUGUUGCGGCGGUCUUCACAGGGGGCAAGGUUGAACAGGUGACCAUUGACCCUGAUCGAGGGGGCGCAACCGAAGUCAAGGGUGGAAAACCUCUAUGCAUACUUGUGGCAGGAUACUUUGGCUCAACGAUCUUCGGCGGUAUAUUCGUCUUGGCCGGGUUUGACAUCCUCAUGGCCAAGAUAGUGAGCUUUUUCCUGGGGCUCGGAUUGAUUGCCCCGCUAGUAUUGGUUCGCAACAAGCUGACAAUCCUGCUAACAAUCAUAUACGAAGGCAUUCUAGUCGGGUUUUGGUUCAUAGAUCACGGGCAAGCGCUGCGUUGGUACUGCCUUCUCGUUGGAGUUAUGAAUGUAUUUUAUGUCGUUUGGGACAUUGCGGAUGAUAAGUAUUUCCGGAAAGCAAAUGAUUCUGACGCGAGCCAAUUCGCAAUGUUGUACCCCCGUGUUGAAGCCCAUUGUGAGUGGUAUCUCCUGUGCGCCAACUUCUUUACAGCACAGCUCAAGUAUGGCAAAGCGACUGAUAAGAACCGUAUCGCAUACGCAGUGUGGGCGGCGCUGUGGAUCUUGUUCGAGAUCGGCGUCCUCAUUGGUUUCGUGUUUAUCGGCAUUGUUGCAUUCAGGCUUACAGACCAGGAGAUGUACGAACAGGCUGCACAAUUCUUGCCUACAUAG
Molecule: messenger RNA, 825 nt
Organism: Fibroporia radiculosa
Lineage: Eukaryota; Fungi; Basidiomycota; Agaricomycetes; Polyporales; Fibroporiaceae
Exons: 9
Coding region: 1-825 (274 amino acids)
Source: RefSeq, a predicted model, not a curated record